CAAGUACAUGGACAGAGUCGACAGACCGAGCAAAGAAUAGGCAGAUUCCGAAUCAUCAUCGCACCCGAUGGAAUCACACGAACUCUUAGUCUUAGAUUCCCGGCAAAGGUAACCGCAGCCUGUCAGGACGGGAACCAUAAUGCUUCUUCAGCAGCAGAAAACAGAGCAGUGGACUAGUCUCCCGUUUGAACACAUUCUCUAGUGGGUUCUCUGGCUUCAGUGCAGAUUUCACCUGUUUCUUCACAGAGACGACAACCUCAGGAUUUGGAAAGAUGAGCUUGAUCGGAAAAAGACAGGCUCAUCUCAACAACGUGACAAUGCUUUCUCGCCGCAAAGGAAACCUCAAUUCUCCGAAUGACUUCUGAAGAACCAAAUCCUCAUACAUCGAUCCAACGGUCAAAAAAUUCGUUUUCUCGGAGAUUCAGUUCCUCAAAUCUGAAAAGGGUUUGUGUUUUCUCUUAUUGGGUUUCUCAAUGGACCAUCCCACGGUUCAGAGAUUACCCAGCGAGUCGUCGGAGCUGAAUCUUACUCCGACGAGGUCCGACGAGGAGCUGGCCCGUUUGCGCAACACCGAGCGCCUUGUCAACCCGAACCACGGCCGAGCGCCGUCAAGGAUCUUAUCCGACAGGUUCAUCCCGUCCAGGACGGGUUCGAACUUCGCUCUCUUCCACCUCAGUCCAGAGCGUCCCGAGGACAGCGUCUAUUCCAGGCGACUUCGCCGUGCGCUUUUCCCACCGGCCACGCCCGAGAACGGAAGCGAUUCGAUGAACCCACCAAACCGCAAUAUCUUCCGGUAUCAGACCGUGACUCGCCGGCCCUUGCACUCCGUUUCUCUACCGGAGUCUUACGAUGACGAUGCCGAGGUUAAUCAUUUCCCGCUAAACGCUUCCCGGAAGAUUCCAAAGUCUCCUUAUAAGAUUUUGGAUGCGCCGGGAUUGCAAGACGAUUUUCAUCUCAAUCUAGUGGAUUGGUCCAAGCAUAACGUGUUGGCGGUUGGUUUGGGAAAUUGUGUCUACUUGUGGAAUGCAAAUAGUGACGGGGUAACCAAGUUAUGUGACUUGGGAAUUCAUGACACUGUCUGUUCGGUAGGGUGGUCUCGGCACGGUACACGUCUUGCUGUUGGAACUAACAAUGGAAAAGUGCAGAUUUGGGAUGCAUCUUGCUGUAAGAAGGUAAGAACUAUGAAGGGUCAUCGGUUACGUGUUGGGGCCUUAGCCUGGAGUUCAACUCUUUUGUCUUCUGGUAGCCGGGACAAGAGUAUUUUCCAACGAGAUAUUCGUGCUCAACACGAUUAUGUUAGUGAACUCUGUGGACACAACUCAGAGGUUUGUGGACUGAAGUGGUCUUAUGAUAAUCGUCAAUUAGCAUCUGGCGGCAAUGAUAAUAGACUUUUUGUUUGGAAUCAAAAUUCAACUCAUCCAAUGCUUAGGUCCUCUGAGCAUACCGCGGCAGUAAAAGCUAUUGCAUGGUCUCCCCAUGUUCAUGGACUUCUUGCAUCUGGGGGAGGAACUGCAGACGAAUGUAUUCGUUUCUGGAGUACAACCACAAACUCACACUCGAGCUUGAGCUGCAUUGAUACUGGAAGUUCGGUAUGCAAUCUUGUGUGGUCCAAGAAUGUCAAUGAACUUGUCAGCACCCAUGGAUACCUUCAAAACGAGAUAAUAGUUUGGAGAUAUCCUGCCAUGUCAAAGUUGGCAACGCUUAAAGGCCAUACAGAUGAAGUUCUCUAUCUUGCCAUAUCACCUGAUGGACAGACAAUUGUCACGGGAGCUGCAAACGAAAUACUUAGGUUUUGGAAUGUGUUCCCUCCCUCUAUAUCACAGAGCAGGGCCACAGAGAUUGUUGAACCUUUUGGAAGAACUACGAUCCGUUAACUAUUGCAGACAGUUUUGCUUAUUGACUGCUCUCAAGUAAAAUAAAAAAGAAAAAUAAAAAUAAAAAAGACAGCUCUCAUGUGGGUCUGCUUGAUCCAAGGGAAAAGAAUUUGCAAGACCUAACAGUGCUCCUAAGAUAUGGAGUGAUGGAACGUCUCUAGUUUCUGACAACCUGAGUAUUUUGUACAUUGUCUUUUACCUACAAAAUACUUUGAGAAAUAUAUUAAAAAUAAUGUUAAAAAUUACAUUAUUAUUUUCAUCCUGUGAUGUAGCAGUGCUAAUCAAUCCUUUUUUUAAAAAAAAAUUGAUUGGCCGCAUGAGCAGGGUGAGAUAAAAGUGUACAUCUUUCUUUUCACUUCAACAGGUUUUUGUAUGUAGACAUGAGCUGCUAAAUAUUUUAAGAGGGUACUUGUUAUGUAUGAGAAGGAAGAAUACUUUUUGUUUUUUC
Molecule: messenger RNA, 2322 nt
Organism: Corylus avellana
Lineage: Eukaryota; Viridiplantae; Streptophyta; Magnoliopsida; Fagales; Betulaceae
Source: RefSeq, a predicted model, not a curated record